Messenger RNA from Closterium sp. Yama58-4, 6987 nucleotides. NCBI's taxonomy places the organism in Eukaryota, Viridiplantae, Streptophyta, Zygnematophyceae, Desmidiales, Closteriaceae. The record is from the annotation of a GenBank genome assembly.
AUGGCGGAUAUGUCGUCGUUGACGGCAUCGUUUUGGAGCGUGGUGGACGGGAUCGGCACGGUCACGCUAGCGUGGACGCUAGCUUUGUUAGUAGCCGCCACGUACAUCUCGAUGCAAUACUCGCGCGACAAACAACGAGAUGCGCUCGCUAGUGCCACGCCGUUAGAAGAAAUGCCGUUGGAGCGACUAACUGACACUGGGCGGCACGAUGCGCGAGUAGAUCAGAGCAGCGCCGCGGAGCAGACCAGCGACGGCGCGUGCAUCGGGGGCGGUGGCAAGGAGGAAUACGAUGCGCUUGUGGUCGGUGCAGGCAUUGCGGGAUGCGCGCUCGCUUACUCCCUCGGAAAGACGGGACGGCGAGUGUUGGUAUUGGAGAGGGAUCUGUCGGAGCCAGAUCGGAUCGUGGGCGAGUUGCUGCAGCCCGGCGGUUAUCUCAAGCUCGUCGAGCUGGGCAUGCAAGACUGCGUGGACGGCAUCGACGCGCAGCGCGUGGACGGCUACGCGCUCUUCAUGGACGGCGGCGAUUGCAAGGUGUCGUACCCCACGCUCUCCACGGCGCAGCUGCACAUGCUCUUCGCGGGCCACCGCCUCGAGGCGCCGGGCAGCGCGGCGGGCGACGAGAUGUGGAAGGUGGCGGGGCGCGGGUUCCACAACGGCCGGUUCGUGCAGCGGCUGCGCGAGAAGGCGGCGUCGCUGCCCACAGUGACGUUGAGAGAGGCGACGGUGCUGGGCCUGCUGGAGGACGGCGACCGCGUCACGGGCGUGCGCUACCGCGCCGCCAAGCGCGCACCCGGCAGCGCGCCGGGCAGCGUGCAGGAGGCAAGCGUGGUGGGCGGGAAGGGCGAGACAGAGGAGGGCGAGAUGCUGGCGCCGCUGACGUUCGUGUGUGACGGCUGCUUCUCCAACCUCCGCCGCUCCAUCUCCAAGUCCAAGGUGGACGUGCCGUCGUCGUUCGUGGGGCUGCUGCUGCGCGACUGCGCCUUGCCGCACCCCAACUACGGCCACGUGGUGCUGGCGGACCCGUCGCCCGUGCUCUUUUACCCCGUCAGCAGCACGGAGGUGCGCUGCCUCGUCGACAUCCCCGCCGGCACCAAGGUGCCCUCCAUCGCCUCGGGGGACAUGGCGGACUACCUCCUCUCGAACGUCCUCCCGCAGCUACCGAAGCAGCUGCAGGGGCCGUUCCGAGAGGCGGUGCGGGCGGGCGACAUCCGGUGCAUGCCCAAUCGCAUCAUGCCAGCUGUCCCCGUCACCCGUCCCGGCGCGCUGCUGAUGGGCGACGCGUUCAACAUGCGACACCCGCUCACAGGUGGCGGCAUGACAGUGGCUCUGUCUGACGUGUCAGUGCUGACUCAGAUCCUCCGCCCGCUCAAGGACUUCCGCAAUACGCGGGCGGUCUGUGAAUACGCCGAGGCCUUCUACACGCGCCGCAAGCCCAUAGCAGCGACCAUCAACACGCUCUCCAUCGCACUCUACCGGGUCUUCUGCGCCUCCAAGGACGAGGCCAUGAUGGCCAUGCGCCAGGCGUGUUUUGACUACCUGCAGCUGGGCGGGGCGUGCUCAGAGGGCCCCAUCUCGCUGCUCUCAGGCCUCAACCCACAGCCGCUGAGCCUCGUGCUGCACUUCUUCGCUGUCGCAUUCUUUGCUCUCGCGCGCCUCCUCCUGCCCCUCCCCAAGCCUGGCCGUGUCUGGCUCGGCGCACGCUUGAUACAGGGAGCUGUUCAGCUGAUUGUGCCAAUCAUCAAGGCGGAGGGGUUCGAGGCGUACGAGGCGGCCAAUUACCGCAUGUGGGCUCGAUCCAAAUCUGUCGCUUUUUCCAGGCGCAAGGCUUCAGGGUCUCGCAGCAACGAGCAGCACAACUUGGAUUUCCUCGAUAGCUAUGGAUACGCGCCGCAAAAUGCGGAGCUCAUGACACGUGUCGAAGAGAACUCGUCGUUCAGUCAAGUCGCAGAGAGAGAUGCGGAAGAGCAGGGCUGCGGCGGCGACGGGGACUUGGGAGGGGAUCACGCGGAACGCGGAGCGGCCGAGAGGUUGACGGAGGAAGGGAGAGCUGGCGGAGAGGGUUCGAAGACAAGGGGAGCGCGAGACAGCAGCGGCAACAGCAGCAGCACAAGCAGUCACGAGAGCGCAGCGGACGAAGAGAGGGGGCUGCGGGGCUUCCUGCGGUAUUGCCGCAAGAAAAUCAGGCAGGCAAGCACGCGCGCCGAUGAGAGCUGCUCGGAUUGCGCGGAUGGCGCGGACGGCGAGGACGCGGAGGGCGGAGAGGGAAAGGCGACCGCGGCGGGGGCCUUAUUGAAGCGCAGUUUGACGGAGGAUACGACGGGGAAGACCAUGGCGCGCGGCGAUUUCAACGGCUUGCCGCGGUCGGCGAGCGACGUUCUGCAGGACGCGGAGAUGGACGAGAUGGACCGAGAGGUGCUGCAAGAGGCGUUCGUGCGCGUGGUGGCGCUGCAGCAGCGCGUGCAGCACUACCGCGACCUGGGCGGGUUCGUGGUGCUCAUGGCGCUCUUCAUCACCAUCCUCUACCUCCAGGCCGACUCCUCCCGCAGCUACCAGAUCACCGCCGCACACUCCGUCCUCUUCCCCCCAGGCAUGCGUCAGGACGCCUCCAACACCUUCAAUGGACCAGAGGAUUUCUACAGCUGGCUCAACACCAGCAUCGUGCAGAGCCACUGGGCGGAUCCCACGUGUGGCGACGGCACGUGCGACCGCCCCUUCCAGUUCCCCGCGUUUGGCCGCUUUGGCUGCGAGGCGGACUGCGGCACGUUCCCCAACCUCACCUCCAUCGUUGUCAGAUUCUCCUCCCACCUCGACACGCAGCAGGCAGCAGACGAAUCUUCCUGGAACCUCUGCAUGGUUGACCCGAUCUCCCUCUGCUGGUACGAGUCAUUUCAGCCAUUCCCACGGGGCGAUGUUGAGGUGGCGGUACCGUUGGACAUUCCGGACGGCGACUGGGUGGUGGUGCUCAAUGCGCCCGCGGGGGGCAUCCGCGGCACCGUGCAUGCACCCCCUCCCGGCACACAGCGCCUCUCCGUCGUCGGUGCGGCCUCAACCAUCGAGCUCGCCGCAUGGGGGUCCUGCGCGCUUGAAGAUGAUGUGGCGCUGGCCAAUCAGAUGCUGCUCAGUGGCGGCGCUGCUGGUGCUCCGCCUGACAUGUGUCGUGAUGUGAGCAUGCCAUAUGCGACCGCUGCUCCAUAUGCGACCACUACGUGUGCAAGGCUGGUGGCCUGCCUGCCAACGACCUGUGGGCGGCCAUUCACGGAGAGGGAGGUGGCAGGGGCGUUCGUGGACUGUGCGCGCAUGUGCAUCGUUGCACGCGCCUCCAUCACCACCUACACCGAUGUCACUUGCCCCAUGCCGGAGAUCGCAUCGUUGUUUGCCAACACCGCAUGCAACGUUUCAGGCGCCACGGAUCAACAGCGACUGAGAGUGCUGCAGGUGGCGGUGUCGCGAGCUCUCUUCACCAUGGCCAAGGACCGCUGCCUGGCGGGCCACGGACCCGGAUCAAAGCGCUCCCACACACUGGGAGGGCCGGGCAGCGUGCGCUGGCACGUGGUGGCCACCCUCUGCACCAUGCUGGGGGGACCUGUCACCACCAUGGAUGAGUGCCGCAUGUAUGGUGCGGAUGGGAAGCAAGUGAUGACCAUGGCAGAGAUGUUUGCAUACCUCAAGUUCCGCCAUAGCGGGCAUGUGAUCUCGGCGCAGCACAUGGUGCGGUGGGUGCAGAUGGUGGCAGCGGCUGUGAGCUCUGUCACACCUGUGCCAGACGUGGCAGCGGCACGCCUCAAUGCGCUCUUGCACUCCUUUGAUGAUGCUGUCGUCUCCUCCGACGCUGUCGGCUGCUCUCAAGGUGGAGCGUGGCUGCCGUGGCGGGCAGGCGUGACGCACAACACGACGGUCCAUGUGGGCGACAAGGUCACCUGGGUGUGGGAUGACGACCUCCCGCACUCCCUUAAGGUGGCGGGGAUGGGGGAGGUGGACGAUCCGCUGUUUCUGGGCUUCGGAGGGCACCGCCUGGCCGUGUCGCGCAAGCUGGCAUGCACUCCCCUGAACGUGGGCAAUGGGGACGCCUUUGACGAGCCCAUGCCAUGCGUGCUCAAGAUAGACGACGGCUCCGCUGGCUCCUUUGCGUACAGCAAGGUGUUUGAGGAGCCAAUCACCAUCCACUACGAGGACGGCACUCUCUCGCUCGAUGAUUCUUCCCCCUCGUCCUCGUCUUCCACGUCUGCUGCGUCUCUUCUCACUGUGCUGCCUGCACGAGCAGGAGCCGAGGUUGCUGGUGUUGUGAAUGUCACCGAUAGCACCACUCUCUCAAGCACUGCACGCUUCACCCCCACCAAUACCAUCACCCCAUCCGCCUCCUCCUCCUCAUCCUCCUCAGCACCCUACGAGUGCGCGCCGGGCUGUCUGCUGUGGCGGCUGGCGAACGGGGUGUGUGAUGCGGCGUGCAACAUGCCCGCGUGCGCCUUUGACGGUGGCGACUGCGCGUGUGUCGACCCGCUCUUUGGCCCCGGCAUCUGCCCCUGUCCCCCCGGCCACACGCGGCGCGACGACGGCUCGUGUUGUCUAUCCACGGCGGUGGGCGCCAAUCUCAACUUCCCCUUCUCACUGCAGCGCUACGGCCCCAACUACACGGAGAGCAACUACGCCUUCGCUGCUGAGAGGGGUCGUGCUGUCAACCGCUUCGUGUCCCGCCGCAACCGACUGCUAAUCGGCAUGGUACUGCAGCAAGAUCGGUGGGGCACGAAGCAGUGCAACGGAUCGGGGCUGCUGCACCUGGCGGGGUGGUGCAGCAACGGCACGUCCAGGGAGCCGUUUGGAGUGAACCCGCACUUCCUGCCCACAUCGGCCAUCUACGACAGCGCUGCCACCGCCAACAUCACCCAGCUCGACAACAACACCUUCGGUGUCAAACUGCGCUUCAAUCCGCAGGGUCUCCCCUAUGGCUUUAUCUACCCAAUGGACUCGCUCACAACCCUCCCCUUGGUGUUUGACAUCAAUCUCGACUACGAGGCGGCCAUGCGUCGUUUACAAUACCUGGUGGAUGGAAGCUAUAUUGACAAUGGCACUCGCACUGUGGACGUCAGCUUCAUUACUUUCAAUGGGGACUCGCUCACGUUCGUGCUCACAACUGUGCGUUGCACGGUGAAUGCCGGAGGCAGCAUGGCAGUGAGCUUCAAGUCGCAGCCGGCAGCCAUGGCGAUGUACGAUGCAUCGGCGGAGAACAUCGCACGGCUGGUGCUGGAGGUGGUGUAUCUGGUGGGGCUGCUCUGGAAUGUGUGUGGCGAGCUGCAGGAGAUGGCCGACCGCGCUGCCGUCCAUGGCUCUGUGCUCAGUUACUUCGGCCUCUUCUGGAACUGGGUUGACAUGCUCUCCCUCGCGUUGCAAGUGGUUGCGGUUGUUCUUUGGGUGACGCUUUGGCGGUACGUGAGUGGGUUUGACAUGCAGCCACGGUACGACAUCUACUACUCGCUGCUCGAGAUGCCACGCUACUGGGCCGUGCCCAACCCACCCACGGGCUUCCUCAGCGCCACUCAGGCCUUUGCUGAUUUGCGCAACAUCAUCAACCUCCGCGCCGUCUACUUCGCCCUCCAGGGCAUCAAUGUAUUCUUCAUGAUGAUUCGCCUUCUCAAGGUCAUGGACUUCCAGCCAUACCUCGGGGUCAUCACGCGAUCCCUUGCCCUCGCCACGCCCUCCCUGCUGCACUUCUUCCUGCUCUCCUUUGCCGUUUUCUUCUGCUUCAGCAUGUAUGGCUACCUCGUCUUUGGAGGCGCAAUGGAGCUGUUCUCCACGGUACCAGAGUCCAUGUUCUCGUUGUUCCUGCUGCUCAUCAACGACAACGGGUCGGCCUACUUCUUGCAGCGCCUGGAGUCAUGGGACCUGAUAGCCGCGAUGCUUUUCUUCUUCAUGUUCAUCGUCUUCAUGGUCUUCAUCCUCCUCAACUUCCUCAUCGCCAUCAUCGUCGACGCCUUCAUGAGCGUCAAGGACAGCCACAUUGUCGCCACCUCCAUAGCCGCUGACCUCGCUCACAUCAUCAAGUACAAGUGGAACUGCUGGCGCGGGCGCUACUUGAAGUAUUCUUUCAUUCUCGAGCGCCUCGUGCAGCUGGGAGCCAAGGACACCCGAGUGGACCAGUCGGAUCAUCGGAUGCGGCGCAUGCAGUCAAUGCAGCAACGGACGGCAGCCAUGUUCUGCGGCAGCUGCGGGAACACCCAACCCGAGGCAUCUACCAGCGAAUCUUGGGAGCGGCGGCAGCAUGUGCUGACAGUGAGGGAGAAGCGCAUCGACGCCAUCUCGCUCGCCAUGAUCCUGCAGCGCCGCCACGACAGGGAGCGAGGAGAGCCCCACAAGGCUCAGCCGCCGUACAAGUGCUGGCCCAGGGCAGGUUCGAACGCAGGUGCGGAGGACGAGGAGGGGCUGGAGCAGCUGUCGCAGGCGGUGGUGCGGCAGUGUGGCGAGGUGGUGAAGCAGGCCGCCCUGCCCGUCAAGAAGCCCGUUCAGAAACUCAGCCUGGCUCACAUCAAGGAGGACUUGGCGCGUAGUGAGGCGGCGGUGAAGGAGCUAAGAAGCAUGCUGGCGCUCGUGCUGGACCACCUCGCCCGCACGCACCCCCUGGACAACGCUGACCACGCAGUGGGUGCUCCCGCUGGGCCGUCAGCGGCACCAAGCAUGCGGCGAGUCUACACAGCUCCCUUGCCUCUCCAUAACCUCCUUGCGGAGUCCCCGCAGUCACUGGAGCUAGCGGGAAGCAGGAGAGAGGUGCCCCGAAGGUUCAGUGAUGCUGGGCCAGGUGGAGGGGCAGUGGAGGGAGAGGAGAGACGGGGGGACGUACGAGAUGGCUCGAGCAUUGCAGGAGGGAGCGCAAGCAGAAGCUUGUUGGCAUCAAAGCGAGGGUCUGAGAGGCGGGUGUCCUUCAAGGAUGGCACAUCGGAUGAUAGGAACAGCCCUUUGAGGCCAGGGGAGGAGUGGCUGCAGCACCCCCCGGUGUGA